GUAUUUUAUAGUUUAGGACGCUCAGAACCUCGCGACUAUCAGCACUUGAGAGUCUUCAGACCAGCGCCUUGCUCUGACACAAUGGAGUCUGUGACGCCUUCGGAGGCACUGCGAGUGUUGGUCAUCGGCGCAGGUUCCGCUGGAUUGUUGAUGGGUCAGAUCUUCAAAAAGGCACGAGCCGGAAUCGAUGUCACCGUCUUCGAGCAAGACGCAAGCCCAACCGCUCGGCCGCGGGAUUGGGAUUUUGGCGUCUACUGGGCUCAAUCCCGUAUUGACGAGUGCUUGACCUCCGAACUGAAGGCGCUGGUCGACACGGUCCAGACCGACCCUUCCUACCGGCGCCACGAGCGGUCCGUACUUCCGGUGUACAACGGCUUCACAGGGGAGCUGAUCAGGGACCUCCCCGCUCCAUAUGCUAUCCGCCUCAGGAGGAGGGCAUGGUUAGACCUCAUCAGAACAGGGCUGGACGUGCGUUAUGGCAAGAAGCUGCAGUCUAUCACUACGACAGACGAGAGUAUCACGGCGGUAUUCGAAGACGGGACUGUGGAGACUGGGGCGCUCCUCAUCGGUGCGGAGGGCGCCCACAGUCCCACGCGUAACUGGCUCUUCCAGUCUUCCCCGGAGGACGCAGCAAUGCAAGACCUGCCCAUCUCGUCAUUCGUGGCCCUGACGAGGCUGGACCGCAAACUUGCAUUAGACCUGAGAGCCGUCCACCCGACAUACUGUAUCGCACUGAACCCCAGCGGCGUAUUCGCGUGGUUCUCCCUACACGAUGGCACCUCGGAAGAUCCUGCCGAGUGGGUUUUCAUGAUCCUCCUCACGUGGCCUUGUAACGACACCGAUGGCAAUGAGGAUCUUGCCAAAGACAGCGAUCUGCUUCUGGACAAAGUCUGCGCACUCGCUAAGCCGCUAGCCUACCCCUUCGACGCGAUGGUCAGGGACAUCCCCCGGGGCACCAGGGCCUGGUACGGUAAACGCGUCAAUUACUGGCCGACCCGGCCCUGGGAUGGCCGCGGUGGACUUGUUACGCUGGCUGGCGACGCCGCGCAUGCCCUAACAUUUCACCGUGGCCAGGGCUUAGGUAACGCCAUCACCGAUGUUGCUGAGCUGCAAACCCAUCUCCGAGCCAUGAAGGCGCACACUCGGGACGAGCUGGCCAAGGCGAUCGCGAAGUACGAGAAGGAGGUCUGGCAGCGCGGGUACGAAGUGGUGAUGGAGAACAGAGAGAACACCCUUACACUACACGACUGGGACAAGGUCUCACAAAGCAUGCUGCUGGUGGCCGGGCUGCAGAGGCAGAAGUCUCAGGAUGGGGGCGACACGAAAACCCGCGGGUAGUUGGACUUCAGCGACAACCCAACAGGUACAACAUUAUACUCACCACAGGGGCUUUUCAGGCACCGAGGGCCAAGGGGGAAGAGUUUCGAGUUUGGACUCGAGUGGAAGGUUCAGUCUGUGAUGGCUCGUCGAGGUUCAGGAGCAAUUAUCAAUAUCGAGAGCUUAAAGAGUUGUACUAGCAGCAUUCU
Parathielavia appendiculata is the source of this 1526-nucleotide messenger RNA. RefSeq names its product FAD/NAD(P)-binding domain-containing protein. The transcript has 5 exons. The record is from RefSeq and is a predicted model, not a curated record. Bases 82 to 1338 code for a protein of 418 amino acids. Gene Ontology annotation, molecular function: FAD binding. Lineage: Eukaryota; Fungi; Ascomycota; Sordariomycetes; Sordariales; Chaetomiaceae.